This is a messenger RNA of Carassius auratus (goldfish), 812 nucleotides long. Its product is annotated as partitioning defective 3 homolog B-like. The transcript is spliced from 4 exons. The coding region runs from base 176 to 448 and encodes 90 amino acids. The record is from RefSeq and is a predicted model, not a curated record. Lineage: Eukaryota; Metazoa; Chordata; Actinopteri; Cypriniformes; Cyprinidae.
UCUGGAGCGCUGACGGGCAGUGAAUCAUCCGUCCUGCUCGAGCACUGAGUAACGGGUGGAGACGGAGUGAAAGAAGUAAAUGUUCUGGACAAAUCUAUUGACUUAGAUGAGGCCGCGAUGACUGAGCUGCAGAUUUGGAAAGAAAAAAGAAGAGAAGUGCAAGACGGAGACAAAAAUGAAUGCGCAGAAGCAGAUGUCAGAAAUUCUGAGUGAGGAAGAGUUGGAGAGGAUGAAGGAAGAGAGAGAGAGCAUGGACGGUAUCCAGCAGAUGAGGAGGGAGUAUCUCCAGGCUCGUAGAGAGGAAGAAGCUCCAUCCUCCGAGGAACUGGAGGCCAGAAGGAGAGGACCAGAAUACGACCCGCGUAGAAUGCCAAUGAAAAACCCUGACCCUAGAGUGACACCCCACUAUAAGGACGUCGAGCGACAGUAUGCCUCCCUUCCCAGGUAAGAACGUCCACUCGUUUAUCACGCAUUCUUCGUGACAAAACAAAAAGAGAUGGAGAGCUAGAAAAGGAAAAGAUGGAAAGGAAGAGAGAGAGAGAGCAGGUAAUCAUCUGUCUCUCUCAUGCUGAGCUGAAUAAUCCUCUUUAAAGCGUAUAAUUAAAUCUGGAGUGUCUGCCUUCUGAGGCCCUCCUAUCCUGGGAAUUCACCUGAUCCUCUCGGGGGAGAUGGCCAUGCGGUCGCAGCUCUGUAACCCGAUCACUGAGCGCAUUUCUGGAGCCGCCUAAAGUUAUGACUGCCUCUUUCAUGUCUGUCUUUUUCUCCUCUGUUGUUUCUAUGGUUCUCAAUCACGUCUUGCCAUGUUUGCUGAG